AUGAUCUUACCCCGCAUUAUCCAGUCUACUCGUCUCCUGACUCAAUCUGUCACAACCAAUGUACAGUUGGUUUCCAAGUUGCCAAUGUCAUCAGCUGGUAUGAUCAUUGCUCGCACUCAUUUCACCGAUCGUCCUUCAAGAUUUGGUUCUGGAGAUCGUGAAGGUGGAAAAUUCUCGUCCGAUCGUGAAAGAUCUUCCCCUGAUCGUGGAGAUCGUCCUCCUCGCCGUGAUUAUGGCGAUCGUUCUUCUUCUUCAGGAUGGAGAUCCGAUGGUGGAGAUCGUGCUCCCCGUCGUGAUUAUGGCGAUCGUGAGUCCAGAGGAUCUUACUCUUCUUCUGAUCGUCCUCCUCGCCGUGACUUUGGUGACCGUAAUGACCGCGGUGAUCGUGGUGAUCGUGGUAGCCGUGAGCCCAGAGAAUACAGUGACCGUCCUCCUCGCCGUUCCUACGGUGACCGCCAGCCAAGAGAAUACAACGGUCGUCAGCCUAGAGCAUACGGAAGCGGCGGAGACCGUGCCCCUAGAAGAGAGGGUGGCAGUGAUGGCAGCAAGAACUUCCGUCCUGGAGACUGGGUUUGCACCAACUGCUCAUUCCACAACUUCUCGCGCCAAAAGACUUGCUUUGAAUGCUCCCAACCUCCCACAAACAGCCAGCGUGAGGUCAAGUUGGGCGAUUGGGUUUGCGGUGAGUGCAAUUUUUACAACUUUUCCCGUCAGACUAGCUGCAAAUCAUGCGACCAUACCAAGCCAGUAGGAACAUCAGUAUCAGCACCAGCACCAGCAUCAACACCAUCAUCAUCAUCAUCCGAAUAA
Molecule: messenger RNA, 810 nt
Organism: Phycomyces blakesleeanus NRRL 1555(-)
Lineage: Eukaryota; Fungi; Mucoromycota; Mucoromycetes; Mucorales; Phycomycetaceae
Exons: 2
Coding region: 1-810 (269 amino acids)
Source: RefSeq, a predicted model, not a curated record